GGCAACCACUCUCUCACGUGACAACAACGCCAGUUUGAUGUCUUCAACUGCUGCUUCUUCUACCGAUGACACAUCUAAGGUCGCUUCAGGUGUAGCUUCUCGUACUGUCCUAACUGCGGUCAAAAAAUGGCGUGGUUUGAAAGACACAAAAGUGAAGAAAAGACUUCUCGCUUUGAAGGAAGAGCGUCGUCAGAGGGAAGCAGAAGCUAAAGAGAAAGCUCUCCUCUUAGCAAGGAAGAUCCCAGUCGAUGUGCUCGCACGAGAAUGGCUUAACGAGACGAAACCCAAUGUAGAAACGAGAGCUUACUUGCUUGACAAGUUGUUACCAACAUUAAUUCUGGCCGUUGAGAAACUCUUGAGUGAAGUGAGCAAAAGGAACUUAGAAGAUCAAAAAGGAAUUGUUCCUGACUUCAAUCCUCUCAACUUUCUAGCUCAAUAUUUGAUGAGAAAUAAUCCUAGAUUUGUCCAUUUCUCCGACUCUUCUCCCUACAUGCGGGGAAUACGAGCUGUAGCUGAAGAGCUAAGGAAUAGCGUCUUUGCCCUGGAAGAGAACAAGAUAGCUAAGGCGAAGGCUGAAACAAGAAGGAAGAGGGAAGAGAGACAGAAGCAAGCGGCAAUGAAAGAGGAAGAAGCAAAGAGAAGGAGAAUCACAAUUGCUGGAGCAUUUAGAGAUUGGGUGCAAGGAGGUGAAGUCGAUGUGGUUGAAAAGCCACAGGUUCAGUCUGCACUUCAAUCUUUUCAACGCAUGACUGAGUUCUAUCCAGAAGAGACAAAGAAAUUGACAGAAUACUCUAAAACAAUAGAAGACGAAGUCAGUCAUGUCCAUCAGCUUGAUCAAUCGAUGUUUACAGAUUAUGUGUAUAUGUUUGUCAAAGACUUCCCACGUGAGGUAUUUGAUACAUUUGCUGAGCAUUUGGUAUCAUGUGGUCAAUGUAUCGUGGCUGACAGACAUCUGGCAAAGCUCAGGGCAAUAAUGAGUGCUGCUUUUGCAAAGGCUGAUGUUGGCGAGAUUGGACUGUUGGAUCGUGUGCAAGUUCUCAAACUACUACAGAGGUUUUAUAAUUCAUCAAACAACAGCACGGGAUUACGAGAUCCAACAACAUGGCAUAUUGUUGAAAACACAUUGGAACAGCAGAUGGGGGAGGAGGCUAGUGCAGGAUUGCUUGUCAAGAAAGACAUAAAAACAGAUGAAAAUGUUGAAGAGAGUCAGCAGAAGGCCAGUGCUAAGACAAACAAAAACAUACAAGAUCUCAAUCAACAACUAGAAGACGACAAAGAAGUGAUGGUUCAGCAGGAAGGCAAUGAGCGAAAAGAACAGAAAGAAAAUUUGCAGGAAAUCAAUGAAGAAACAACUGGAGACAGAGAUAAGAGUUUCAACACAACAGAAGCAUCUAAAGCAAAUGCAGAUGAAACAGUAGAGAAAAGCAAUGAGGAAAACAAACGUUUACAGAAAGAUGAAGUCACAGCAUUAGGCACAAAAGAUGUACCAAGUGCAACAAACGUAGAGGACAAGACAACAACUACAGCAAAAGAUCAAGAAUUUCAUAGUGAAGAGCCAACGAGUGACCAGAAAACUGAUACUGCUGACACACGUCCUGCUGCAGAUGAUCACUUAGAUGAGAAAGUAGAAGCAGAAUCAAAUAAAGAAAGACCACAGUUGCUGGAUGAAGGAACAGAUAAAGUCAAGGUGGAGACUGAAGAAGAGAUACAAGAGACCACUGCAAAUGUCGUCGUUGAUGAAGAACAAGAAAGACAAUUAGAGAAAGAUAAAGAACAAGAGAGAGAAGACAUCGCAAGUGACAAGCCAGGAGAUGAGUUUGAGAGCAAACAAGCAGAUGUAGAUGAUAAGUUGGUGAAAAAUAUGAGCAAUGACAGCAAGGCAAAUGAAGAUGCAGAUAAACAGAAUCGCAUAGAGAGCACAGAACGAGAAGAUGGCAACGAUGGACAAGAUGAUGUACAACAAAGUGAUGACAUCAAACACCAUGUAGAAGUUGGAAAGAGCGGUGAAGAGAUGAUUGUGACAUUUCAUGUUACACCAGUGCAAGAAGAAGAUGGAAGUGGUAGAACAACUGAACGAACAAUGACUACUUCUAGAACACAGAGAAGUCAAUCGAGACCAAGGACAAGAACAAGACGCAUUGGCUCUCUCGUUUUGGAGACUCCAAUUCACUUUGAAAGUAGUCCUGGCCCUGUAUUCGAUUCAACAACAGUUUCCAAAUCUCAAUUUCUCCAACUAUCGCUGAUGUUUCUUGGCGAUCAGUUAACCAUGGAAGUUGCGCGGCAGCUGGCUGACUUCAUGGCACAGCAUUAUGGAGAAGACGAGGAGGAGCGGGAAAAGAGAAGAUGCAAGAGUCGCUCAUUGAUAAGACAAAUGGAUCGCCAGAAUGCAAUCAACCAACUGUUUAUCAAGUGGGAUCAAAAUUGUUCAGGCUAUUUAGAGAUUGACGAGCUGCAGAUAGUUUUGAGAAGAUGGAAGGGACUCGACUCAAGGGGAGCCAGAGAACACGUUCGUCAAGUACUCGACGCCGUUGACAAUGACCAAGACCAGAAGUUGAAUCGUCAAGAACUACAAGCAUAUAUUGAGCUGCUUGCUGAUGAAUUUCCGGGCGAUGAUGACGCAUUCGAUGAGAUAGUCCUGUUUCUCACAGAGAACGUCGAACAAACAUACGAGGAAGAAACACGCAGGAAAAGUAGACUGAAACUGUUGGAGAAAAUACGAAGGGCCGGCAAGACACACGGAGUCAACUUCCAACCACUCUACCGUGCCACCUUUUUGGCAAUUCAAAAAGAUGCAGGAGAGCACGGGGAUAAGGAAGUAGUUGGUGCAAAUGUGGCCAUUUUGGAAACAGCAGAGGAUGAGAAUGAACAGAAUAUUCUGAAUUUUGUGGCCACCACUGAUGAUAAAGAUCUUGUUGGACGAAGGCUCCACCGGUUGAGCAAGAAGACAAAUUUUGCUGUGGUUGACUCAGGCAAGCCAAUGGUUAUUCCGAAGGUCAGUGCUCACAGUGCCGUUCUAAUAGGUGGACCAAGAGGCAGGGUUGUUGAAGAGGUUUGUGACGGAUCUCUUGUUCUUGUACCGAUGAAAAAUGAAGGAAAUCGGGUGAUUGGCGUACUGUCAGUUGACUCUGUUGCUGAUCCACCCGGUAAAGAAUUUGCUGAGCAUGAAGUCAGCUAUUAUCAGGGAGUGGCAAGAGCGCUAACAAGUUCAUACAUCUACAUUGAUGUUCGUCUCAAAAUCCUACGCACCACACAGUCAGCCAUUGCAUGGAUACACAGAAGAUGUCCAACAGUUGUUGAAAUAACGGUUUACCUAGUUGAGCCCAUGCAGCACUCUGCUGAUGGUGAGUUUGUGUUUCGUAAAAUGUUGACUACUGACGUGAGAGGCGAAUCUUCAAUCAACCUGAAUCCACCUCAGCUGGCAAAGAAUGACAACUUGUUCAGAGGCUAUCUCUUCAAGUGUGUCUACAAUUCAGAGACUGUGACUAGUAUCGCAUACGGUCACAAUCGCGUUGCCCACCCGCUUCGCAACAGUGGAGGAUACACACUGUUUGUGCUGGAUAUUAGCACUGGAAGAUCGAAGGGAUUGCCGCAGCAGCAGAACGCUGAGAUGAGUAGAAUGUUGAACUUGUUGACGAUGGCGUGUGCUGAAGUGUCACACGAAGUUGAGAAUGAUGAAGAUCCAGAAUGUGUUUUGGAGGCGGAGUCUGCAAGUCAAAACGUCCGUAUUAGUGUCCUGUUUGAUCGUCUCAUGUUGAUGGAACUGCGUGAGAAUGUUGAGAAGCUUCAACCAAACAUUUUCUCAGAGCUGAGGAGUUAUGUUAUCCCUCCUGCUGUUGUUCAUUGUGUCAUUCAAGCUGUGCUAACCGUCUUCUAUCCUGAGCAGACAAAAUUAUUUUCAGACUGGAAUGAGUGCAAACAGGCUGUCUCUCCUGAGCUGCUGAAGAAAAUAUCACACCUUGAUCCAACUGCUUCAUCUGUUAAUAUCAACCAAACUCUUAUACUUGAAUUACUUCAAGAUGUUCCUCACGGUGAAGUUUCGAAACACGGCUCCAGACCAGCCGAACUUCUCUACAAUUGGCUGUAUGUAUGUCUUUCUCUCAUUGAACAUACAGGACGAAUGAGACAAAAUGAGCAAGUGAGCCCUAAGGUCAGCAAACAGGAGACAACAGACAAGGAAUCACCUUUGGAAAGCAGUGAUGGUAGCCCCUAAAACUAAGUGUAGUGAGGACCAAAUAUUGUUGAUUAUAUAAGUAAUUAAUUAUUGCAUAGUGAGAAUGAAAUUUAAAUCUGCAAGUAAUACA
Messenger RNA from Corticium candelabrum, 4301 nucleotides. RefSeq names its product EF-hand calcium-binding domain-containing protein 5-like. Gene Ontology annotation, molecular function: calcium ion binding. Bases 38 to 4210 code for a protein of 1390 amino acids. The transcript is spliced from 20 exons. The record is from RefSeq and is a predicted model, not a curated record. NCBI's taxonomy places the organism in Eukaryota, Metazoa, Porifera, Homoscleromorpha, Homosclerophorida, Plakinidae.